Molecule: messenger RNA, 1098 nt
Organism: Chinchilla lanigera (long-tailed chinchilla)
Lineage: Eukaryota; Metazoa; Chordata; Mammalia; Rodentia; Chinchillidae
Product: melanoma-associated antigen B5-like
Exons: 1
Coding region: 1-1098 (365 amino acids)
Biological process (GO): negative regulation of transcription by RNA polymerase II
Cellular component (GO): nucleus
Source: RefSeq, a predicted model, not a curated record
AUGCCUCGUGGUAACAAGAGCAAACGCCGUGCUCGUCAGAAACGCCCACAGGCCAGAGGUGAUAAUAAGGGUGGUGAGGAUGCACAGGAAGCCGUGCCAUCCACAGCAGAAGCCAUGGCAGCAGAAGCAGAAGGGGAGGCAACAGCAGCUGUGGUAGGAGGAGAAGAACAAGAAGCGGAAAAGGAGCCUUCCUCUUCCCAGGACCCACGUGGUGCUGCUUCCUGCAGCCAUUCCUCCACACCUCAGUGCAGACCACCAUGUGCUAAUGAUCUUUCUGGUGCUGAAACUUGUGCCAGUUCUGACAAAGUUUCUGAUUACAAGGGUGAGGAGAACAUUUCUGUGGCUAGGCCCUGCGCUGAGCAUUUCAUGGAAGAACAUCAGUACCAGGUUGAGAUUUUGAAGUGGUUCAUGCUCCAGAAAUUUCAUUUAAAGCAGACCUUUACCAGGGCAGAGAUGAUCGAGUCACUGAACCCGAGGUUCAGACAUGAUUUUCCUGAGUUAUUCAAGCAUGCCUGUGAGCAUGUUGAGGUGAUCUUCGCAGUUGAAGUGAUAGAAGUGGAGUCCACUCAUCACUCCUACAACCUUUUCAGCAAGCUGACCCUCCCCAACAGUGGGAGGAUUCGCCCUGGCCGAGGCUACCCUAAGACCGGGCUGCUGAUGAAAGUCCUCGCUGUGAUCGUGAUGAAGGACCACCGUGCUCCUGAGGAAGUCAUUUGGACAUUCCUGAAAAAGAUGCAAGUGCACCCCAGCAAGAGGCACAUGAUGUUUGGAGAUACCAAGAAGCUCCUCACCCAAGAUUUCGUGAGGCUGAACUACCUGGUGUAUCACCAAGUGCCUGGCAGUGAUCCUGCGUGUCAUGAGUUCCUGUGGGGCCCCGAAGCUCAUGCCGAGACCAACAAAGAGAAAAUCCUGAAGUUUUUCAAGAAGGUCAAUAAGGUUUGUCCUACCUACUUCACAUCUCUCUGUGAAGAUGCCAAAAAAGAGGAGAUAGAAAGAUUCCAUAGCCUGAUUUCUUCCCAAUCUUGCCCUACUGCCAAUCCUAGGGCAGUUGCCAGGGCCACGUGCCCUGGUGCUCAUCCCAAGAGUUUUGAUAUCUGA